Molecule: messenger RNA, 2124 nt
Organism: Oryctolagus cuniculus (rabbit)
Lineage: Eukaryota; Metazoa; Chordata; Mammalia; Lagomorpha; Leporidae
Gene: GPR34
Product: G protein-coupled receptor 34
Biological process (GO): G protein-coupled receptor signaling pathway
Cellular component (GO): membrane
Molecular function (GO): G protein-coupled purinergic nucleotide receptor activity
Source: RefSeq, a predicted model, not a curated record
AAUUUAUAAAGCGUGUUCAUUUUGGGGGUGGCGGGGGAAACCUGCCAUAACUGUCAACUUAGGAGGUAUUCAUCAAGAAGAGAGAAAUGAUUGCCUCAAGUCAAGUGUUGACUGAGCUUCAAGUGGCAUGGUGGUGGGGCUUCAGAAUAUUUUCAAAAGAAGUCUGAGGAUUAGCCCUUUGAAAAAAAAAAAAAAAAGAAAAGCAAAGGGGAAAAAGCAGCUCUACUAGCACAUGCAGAUAUAAAAAAGAAGAGAACCCUGACCAAUUGCACCACAACCGGAUGGAAGAGCCAGCUGACACAAGUGUGCUGUCUUGGUGUCUAGGGAAGUUAGGGGCUCAGCUCCUACUGCAGGACUACCUGGACUCUGAAAAAUCUGAAGACCUACACAAGAGAAACAUGUCAUCUCAUACCUUCACUUUUUGAUUCCCACAGAAGACACGGAGAAGUCACACUGUUAACAAUGACAACCACUUUAGCCAGUGGCUGGUCUUGUUCCUUGCACAGGAUGUACUUCAUAACCAAUCACAGCAACCAACUGCCCCAAAACUUCUCUGGAGCAUCGAAUGCUACUACUUCCUGUUCUAUGGAUGAAAAAUUACUAUCUAUUGUGUUAACCACAUUCUACUCUGUUAUUUUCAUCAUAGGACUGGUUGGGAACGUAAUCGCCCUCUAUGUCUUUCUGGGUAUCCAUCGUAAAAGAAAUUCCAUUCAAAUUUACCUACUUAACGUUGCCAUUGCAGACCUGCUACUCAUCUUCUGCCUCCCUUUCCGAAUAAUGUAUCACAUUAAUCAAAACAAGUGGACACUAGGAGUGAUUUUCUGCAAGCUUGUGGGAACGCUAUUUUAUAUGAACAUGUACAUAAGCAUUAUUUUGCUUGGAUUCAUCAGUUUGGAUCGCUACAUAAAAAUUAAUCGGUCUAUACAACAACGGAAGGCAAUAACAACCAAACAAAGUGUUUACGUUUGCUGUAUAGUGUGGACAAUCGCUCUUGCUGGAUUUUUAACUAUGAUUGUUUUAACACUUAAGAAAGGAGGGCAUAAUUCCACAAUGUGUUUCCAUUAUAGACAGAAGCAUAAUGAGAAAGGAGAGGCAAUUUUUAACUUCAUUCUUGUGAUAAUGUUCUGGCUAAUUUUCCUACUAAUAAUCCUUUCAUAUAUUAAGAUCGGCAAGAAUCUAUUGAGGAUUUCUAAACGUAGGUCAAAAUUUCCUAAUUCUGGGAAAUAUGCUACUACAGCCCGGAAUUCCUUUAUUGUACUUAUCAUUUUUACGAUAUGUUUUGUUCCUUAUCAUGCCUUUCGAUUCAUCUACAUUUCUUCCCAGCUAAAUGUAUCAUCUUGCUACUGGAAGGAAAUUGUUCACAAAACCAAUGAGAUCAUGCUGGUUCUGUCAUCUUUCAAUAGCUGCUUAGAUCCAGUCAUGUACUUCCUGAUGUCUGGUAAUAUCCGUAAAAUCAUGUGCCAACUGCUUUUUAGACGAUUUCAAGGUGAAGCGAGCAGAAGUGAAAGCACUUCAGAAUUCAAGCCAGGUUACUCCCUGCAUGAUACACCUGUGGCAGCGAAAAUACAGUAUGGUUCUAAAAGUACUUGAGGUGAACAUACUACAAAGAAUGCGAUAAUACCACCUUUUAAUUUAGAUAAAACCACCUCGAAGAACUAAAAAAAAUUAUGAAACAAAGCUCUAGCAUUUACAAAACACAUCUUCUCUGACCACUGAUGACAUUCGUGGUACUUUGCUUAACUGUAAAAUAGUUCAUGGCAGAGAAAAGCUUAAACUCAUCACUGGAUUUUAAAUCUAUGUAAAAUGUUUUUCAGAAAACAUCAUUAAGCUAACACUCUUAAUGUAGACUAAAAAGUUUAGUGAAGUUCAUGGCUUUAAGAACAAGAUUAUUACUGCAAGUGUCAGUUUCUCAAGUCACUUAAAGUAGUUAUUAAAAUCAAGCAUUUGAAUAUUAAUUUGCAAUGUGUUUAAACGUAAGUUAAAAGAUUUGGGGAGUGACUUAAAAUGUUAGAAAAUUAUAUAUUCUCUCGUCAUUUUAAAAGCAUGUAUAAUUCGCCAAUGUAUUCAUUUAUACCUAACACUCUGUAACAGGUGAAAUGAUAAUAAAAUUCUAAUGAAACAUGA